Molecule: messenger RNA, 1265 nt
Organism: Nothobranchius furzeri (turquoise killifish)
Lineage: Eukaryota; Metazoa; Chordata; Actinopteri; Cyprinodontiformes; Nothobranchiidae
Product: nodal homolog 2-A
Cellular component (GO): extracellular region
Molecular function (GO): growth factor activity; cytokine activity
Source: RefSeq, a predicted model, not a curated record
CACACACACACACGCACACACACACACACACACACACACACACCUCCAACCUUCAAAGGAGGGGCGUGUCUUUACCAGGCAGCGUUUCUUACUGAAAUAAUUUGGAUUUGACCUCGAAGCAACAACUCUCUGGAAUAAUGAAAACUGCGGAGUUAGUGGGUUUACUUCUGGUGGAUUUGAUUCUGGGUGUCCAGACGCAACCCUUCCAAGGAACGCGCCCUGACGCUCUGCUGCUUCAUGGGUGGAUGAGUCGCUCCGGCGGCUUCAGAAGCUUCAUGCAGCGGCAGCAGACCCGCAGCUUGCCCCUUUUUAUGAUGCAGCUCUACCAGACCAUGCGAAUCGAGGAUCAUGCUAGUGCCAACAUCAGGGGCCACCACAGCAGGACCCAGGACUCGGACUGUGUGACCAGCCUUGUUGCAAAAAGCUGCCUGCAGGUUGGUGAGAGGUGGUCGGUCACCUUUGACUUGUCCUCCAUGUCUAAAAGGGACAACAUCCAACUGGCUGAACUUCAUAUCCGUCUUCCUGCCUUCUCUAAGUCUUCCAGAGUAUUUUUGGACAUCUGUCACUCCAACCAGAACCGCUGCUCCAGCAAUGACUGCUCUGUGAACCGGCUGCUUCUGGGACACCUGGAAGCUCACCCCACUACAAUGGUUUCGUCCUCCUCCUGGAAAGUUUUCAACGUGACGGGGAUGCUUCAUCGCUGGCUGCAGCAGGAAUCCUCCACAAACAGAACAGUAGAAGUUGGGAUGAAGAAGGAGCAGCAGGAGAUAAUCCAGCAUCCUACUGUAAAUAGAGUAAUGAUGGUGGUCUUUUCAAGCCAGGAUCCAAAGAACCAGCCUUCAUUGGUCAGAACAGCAGAGCAGUCAAAGUCCAUCAACAGGAGAAGCAGUAGAAGGAAGAGACACCAGGAGACACAGAAACAUGUUAGAUUCUCAGAACAGGAGAAACAACGUCCUCUCUGCAAGAAGGUGGACAUGUGGGUGGACUUCAAGAAGCUCCAGUGGAGUGACUGGAUUGUCCAGCCCAGAAGGUACAACGCUUACCGCUGUGAGGGGAGCUGCUCCAUGUCGGUGGAUGGGACUUUAGCCACCUUCAACCACGCACAGGUUCAGAGUGCACUGAACUAUCUCCACCCAGACAAGGUUCCACGUCUCUCCUGUGCACCCACAUACCUGGCACCGCUUUCCAUGCUGUACUACGAUAAGAGGAAGCUAGUGAUGAGGCAUCACGAGGACAUGGUGGUGAAAGAGUGUGGCUGCCAAUGA